This is a messenger RNA of Erinaceus europaeus (western European hedgehog), 3002 nucleotides long. It is a transcript of the gene HAL, whose product is annotated as histidine ammonia-lyase. Lineage: Eukaryota; Metazoa; Chordata; Mammalia; Eulipotyphla; Erinaceidae. Gene Ontology annotation, biological process: L-histidine catabolic process. The transcript is spliced from 20 exons. Gene Ontology annotation, cellular component: cytoplasm. Bases 343 to 2316 code for a protein of 657 amino acids. The record is from RefSeq and is a predicted model, not a curated record. Gene Ontology annotation, molecular function: histidine ammonia-lyase activity.
GAGAGAGAGAGAGAGAGAGAGAGAGAGGGAGAGAGAGAACUGGGAUUCCCACAGGAGAGAGGGGCCAAGGGCUGGUAGGAUCCCAGUGCUGGAGAGCCCAGGUCCUUCUGCCAGGUCCGGCCUGCCUGUCACCCCGCCCUGCUCCUAACUCCAUAGGGAAGCACGCAGGACACUCUGAGGCGCUCAGUAAAUAUUUGCUCACACGCAGACGAGUAGAGCGGAGGGAGGGGCGUGCUAGGAAGGCCCCAGCUUGUCCUUCCCGCUGCUCACACCUUGCUAGUCCCUCCAGGAGGAAGCUCCCGCCUCUGCUGACUGUGGGGCCCAGCCGAGGCCGCAGCCGGCAUGCCCAGGUACACGGUGCACGUGCGCGGAGAGUGGCUGGCAGUGCCCUGCAGGGACGCGCAGCUCACCGUGGGCUGGCUGGGCCGCGAGGCCAUCCGGCGCUACAUCAAGAACAAGCCGGACAAUGGGGGCUUCGCCUCGGUGGACGAUGCCCACUUCCUCGUGCGCCGGUGCAAGGGCCUGGGCCUGCUGGACAACGAGGACCCGCUUGACGUGGCCCUGGAGGACAACGAGUUCGUGGAAGUGGUCAUUGAAGGGGAUGCCAUGUCUCCUGACUUCAUUCCGUCGCAGCCAGAAGGGGUUUACCUAUACAGCAAAUACCGGGAACCCGAAAAGUACAUCGCCUUAGAUGGGGACAGCCUGACCACAGAGGACCUGGUCAACUUGGGCAAGGGGCACUUCAAGAUAAAGCUCACCCCGACCGCUGAGAAGAAGGUGCAGACAUCCAGGGACGUCAUCGACAGCAUCGUGAGAGAGAAAACCGUGGUUUACGGCAUUACGACAGGUUUUGGGAAAUUUGCUAGAACCGUGAUUCCGAUCGAUAAGCUCGAACAGCUCCAGGUCAACUUGGUCCGCUCACAUUCUUCAGGUGUUGGGAAGCCGCUCAUCCCAGAAAGAUGUCGGAUGCUCUUGGCUUUAAGGAUCAAUGUCUUAGCCAAAGGAUACAGUGGCAUUUCCCUGGAAACCCUCAAACAAGUGAUCGAAGUAUUCAAUGCCUCCUGCCUCCCCUACGUUCCCGAGAAAGGAACCGUUGGUGCCAGUGGAGACCUUGCCCCGCUCUCACAUCUUGCUCUUGGGAUGAUUGGAGAAGGGAAGAUGUGGUCUCCGAAGAGUGGCUGGGCUGAUGCCAAAUACGUCCUGGAAGCCCAUGGACUGAAGCCAAUUGUUUUGAAACCAAAAGAAGGUCUGGCGCUCAUCAACGGGACGCAGAUGAUCACCUCCCUGGGCUGUGAAGCUGUGGAGAGAGCCAGUGCUAUCGCUCGGCAGGCUGACAUUGUGGCAGCCUUGACCCUGGAGGUGCUGAAGGGCACCACCAAAGCCUUUGACACAGACAUUCAUGCUGUCCGUCCUCAUCCUGGACAAAUUGAAGUUGCUUUUCGGUUUCGGUCGCUCUUGGACUCAGAUCACCACCCAUCUGAAAUAGCAGAAAGUCACCGGUUCUGUGAUCGUGUUCAGGACGCAUAUACCUUACGCUGCUGUCCACAGAUCCAUGGUAUAGCAAAUGAUACAAUAGCUUUUGUGAAGACGAUCAUUACCACAGAACUCAACAGUGCCACAGAUAAUCCUAUGGUGUUUGCCAGCAGAGGAGAGACCAUUUCUGGAGGAAACUUCCAUGGCGAAUACCCAGCCAAAGCCCUGGACUUUUUGGCCAUCGGCGUCCAUGAACUUGCUGCCAUCAGUGAGAGAAGGAUUGAAAGGCUCUGUAACCCCUCCCUCAGCGAGCUGCCCGCCUUCCUGGUGGCUGAAGGUGGUCUGAACUCUGGAUUCAUGAUAGCCCACUGCACAGCCGCAGCCCUGGUUUCAGAGAGCAAGGCUCUGUGCCACCCCUCGUCUGUGGACUCUCUCUCCACCAGUGCUGCCACAGAGGACCACGUGUCCAUGGGAGGAUGGGCAGCAAGGAAGGCCCUCCGUGUUAUCGAGCAUGUGGAGCAAGUGCUGGCCAUUGAGCUUCUCGCAGCCUGCCAGGGGAUUGAGUUUCUGCGCCCCUUGAAGACGACCACUCCGCUGGAGAAGGUGUACGACCUGGUGCGCUCUGUUGUGAGGCCGUGGAUCAAAGACCGCUUCAUGGCCCCGGAUAUAGAGGCUGCCCACAGGCUGCUGGUAGAGCAGAAGGUUUGGGAAGUAGCUUCACCCUACAUCGAAAAAUAUAGAAUGGAGCAUAUACCAGAAUCAAGACCUGUUUCUCCAACGGCCUUUUCACUGCAAUCUCUUCACAAGAAAUCCACUAUGAUCCCAGAGUCUGAAGAUCUUUAGCAAGCUUUGUUAGGAACCAGCAGAUCAGAGGGUACUGAGUUUGACGGCCAGCAUUACCAUGCUGAAAGAAAGGCCUGAAGAUUUGUCCUAGGUAGUUGAAGUCAUUAUAUAAUUUAGUUUUUCUAAAAACCUACUUGGUUAGACUGGUGACAGGGUUCCAGUUGCUCAGUUCAGCCCUGUGUUCUUGUUAACCUAGCUUAAGAUGCUUCAAGUAUUUUCCGACUCUAGGAUUUGGGGUCCGUGAGAAAAGUCAAUUGGGUGUUGUGCUGCUCUGCCAUGUGUAUGACCCGAAUUCGAGCCUGACCCCUCCACAGGGAAGGAAGCUUUAGGGCUCUCUCUCUCCCUCUCUCUCUCUCUCUCUCUCUCUGCGUCUAUGUGUCUAUGUCUCUACCUGAAGAUUAAAAAUAGAAGCAGAGUAUAGUGUUGUUUCUUUGCUCUCUGUUAGCAAGUCUUAGGUUGAGAAGAGUAACCACAAUUGUGCACCUAUUUGCUCCAACAUUAGAUGAACUCAGACUUGGGAACAGGUGGAUAGCAUUCUUUUUCGAAAAUAGUAAGCCCUUGUGAAUCUUUUUCUUUCUGCUUUGACUAGUCAGUUCUCCACUAGUUAACUUUAGUCAGUUGUACCCCAUAUGCUGUCUGAUGAAUAAUCCCUAACAUACCUUCAUAAAACACACUUUCAUAACAAA